Dimorphilus gyrociliatus is the source of this 1905-nucleotide messenger RNA. NCBI's taxonomy places the organism in Eukaryota, Metazoa, Annelida, Polychaeta, Dinophilidae. The record is from the annotation of a GenBank genome assembly.
AUUUCCGGUUCCGGUUUAUAGCUUUGAACCUACUCUGCCGACAAUUCUGUGUUUCUUCAAUUACUGCAAAUGUCGUCAAACUUAUUGCAUAAAACCGUAUUUAUUCUUGAUCAUGGUGAAUCAACUCUUCAGAAAUGUGGAGAGAAAGUCGAUUUCGAUGGGGUUUUCAAGCAUAGAGCAGCGAAAAACAGUAAUAUAAGUCCUCUUCCGCCGAUUGAAAAAACUUUGUGGAGUUGCAAUGUGGAAUCGGUUGUAGAAUAUUGUAGAAUAGCCUACGAUGUUUUGCCUUAUUAUUACUUAAUCCGGGUGCUAACUUGCGAUGAUACUUGUCACGUUUUAAACGAUUGGAAUGAAAAGGAACAGAAUACUACAUUUCUCUUAAACGGUCUUGCAAAAGUUAGUGUACCUAGAGAGAAUCAGGAUGCAAAUCUUGAAGAAGGUGUCCGAAAGGCAAUGGAACUUAUCUCACAGCCCUCUCCACUUCAGUUAAACAUGCUGGAAAAAGGAAUGAAAAUUGAUAAUACUGGAAGAGUUAUCAUUUUCUCCUCUUCUUUAACGCAAGAUAGAAUUGACCACUUGGAGGAUGUAAUGUCUAAUCUAUUGGGCGAGAAAAAUAGAAGUUCUAUAAGCCCGUCAAAAAUCAGAAUUAAUCACAUAGAUUUUGAAUUUGUAUCAGUUCGUCCUGUUAAUGAAAAAAUGGGAGGCAUAAAAGAAAGAAGUGAUGUUUUGAGUAAAGAUCUCAAUAGGACGAUAGUUUGCACCGAAAGUGGUCAAAAAUUGGCCCAAGUUGUUGUUCAACGGUGUAUUGCUCAUUAUGAUCUCGGAAUAACCUCUGUUACUGGAAUUCCUAUGAAGGAAGAGCAAAAUGCUGCUUCCUCAACAAAUUAUGAUGUUGAAUUAUUGCACUCGAGAGAUGCUCAUUCCAAAUAUUGUACAGAAACUCGACCAUCUUUUGAUUUACCUGGCUCGGAGGUCGUUGGAUUAAAAUGGGUACCACCAAAGUCGUCUAGUCAAAUAGCUGACGUUCAACCUUCCAGGGUAGCUUAUCGAGUAACUCCUGUAGAUGUCAAUAGCCGUCCAUCAUCCUGUCUCACAAAUUUCAUUUUAUCAGGAAGAUCGGUCCUAUUAGAGCACACGCACAGUAAACAGUAUCCUAACUUUUUCUUGGCCGCCCAUUCUGGUGUCAUUUAUAUUCAUUCUACCUGCAAGUGUCCUGACAUUCCUGGAAUAUCCGAAGGAGCAGGAGGUAGAUUAACUGAUUAUCGUAUUCAUGAUUUCGGAGAAUUUAUGAUGGGAAGUCGAUUGGUUCCUGAAUCAGAACAAACAGGUCUAAAAAAGUCUUUAGAAUAUAUGGACAGAUGCCUAAGAUAUUGGCCUUUGACACAAUCCGAGUCACUAUUAGCUCAUCAAUCGAUAAAUCAGUAUAUAAAUCCUCUUCAGGCUUUAUUAAGCAAAGCGAACUUAACUCCUGAUGUGAAUGCAAACUGCUUUCGACUCAUUACACAGUUAUUUCAGUUGGAAAGUUCAAAUGAACUAAUACCUCAAGGAGUUGUGGCUAAAGGUAAAAGAGAAGAACAAAUUAAGCAGUUUUGGUGCCAAUUCGAAAAAAUGCUUAGAUGCUAUUCAUCUAUAAGCGAGAAUCAUAAAUCCUUAUUAGACAAGUUUCUAUCGGUGAAAGGCAACUGUCUUCAAGAGCACGAAUAUCCAGUUUUUGAAGAUAGCGACGAUGUUGAUAAAGAUGUUCUCUUGUUGUUUGAAAAUAAAAAAGAAGUUACUCUCUGGGAUGUUUACAUGACUCAAAAUGCUCCAAAAAAUAAAAGAUUAAAAUUUGAAGGAAUACUAGAUAAUGGAAAAGUAUCUAAAUUAUAUCCAAGUUUGCAGGAGAAAGAAUUAAACAAUAUUUAA